This is a messenger RNA of Filobasidium floriforme, 2156 nucleotides long. RefSeq lists its product as uncharacterized. NCBI's taxonomy places the organism in Eukaryota, Fungi, Basidiomycota, Tremellomycetes, Filobasidiales, Filobasidiaceae. Bases 75 to 1895 code for a protein of 606 amino acids. The transcript has 5 exons. The record is from RefSeq and is a predicted model, not a curated record.
AUCGAUUGUACUUGCACCACCUUCGUGACGUAUAGGAUAUUCUCAGAGCAUAUUGGCAUAAGAUCAUACCCACGAUGCUCAACGCACAACGCCCACGUCGACCGUCACUGUCGACCUCGCAGCCAGCCGAAACGACUUCCACCACCGCUUCAUUCCGGUACUCGACUUCGCGUCCCCGUUUCUCGACAAACCCAUCGAGACGGACUUCGGGGAGCCAAGAACCGGUUCCAGCCUCCUCAGCAAAAGACGGAGCUCGGAACAUGAGCAUAGACGAACCUCAACCGGGGUGGACGGAGGGUCAAUAUCCGGGGCCUCCUUUACCAGCUCGACCCCCAGGCACAAACUUGACCGCACUCCCACCGACUCCAGCAGAUACUUCGAUCUCGGGUCAUGAAUCAGCCAAGACGAACGAUGGGACGAGCAAGAGUAGUAGUAAUACAGGAAGAGCUGCUGCUUUGAGCCAUGCUACCACCUCGACAGAUCGAGCGGCGCCCAUGGAAUUAGAAGACUCGGCACGGACGAGCUCGUCGCGCACGAAUCGCCGGCCACUCCCACCUCGACCUCAUCCUCCUGCUCUGGAUCAAAUCCCAGCAUGGGAACCCGACGUCAAAGCCCACAUCCCCCCGAACGUAACGCUCGACUCCCGUCAAGCCGCCUACGCCCAACAAGGCAACCCUCCUCCUUUACUCCGGACGGCGAUCGAUGCUCGACAAGAUCCGAAAAGAGACCGGGCGGGAAUGCUGAGAAGACCCGCUGUGAACGGGAUAGUCGUCCUACAAGAAGGACCCAAGGGCGGAGGCGGAGGAAGUCUGCGGGGGUCUAAGGAUCGAAAAGGAAAGGGCAAGGUCGACAUUCUCGGUCUCGGGGACGCGAGCAGGGGAGGGAUCGCCGGGGAAUAUGUGUUAGAUCCUUCGCUCCCGUUUGCUCUUCCCGAAGACGCUGUGGACCUCUCCCAAAGUCGAAGCGAUCUUCAAGGAGGUACCAAGCGAAAACGAGGAUCGAUCGAUGGGGAAAGACCGUCGGCCAUCUUCAAGACGGAGGGCGGGGAUGUGGACUUGAGGUUGAGCGUGGUCAACGAGGAGACGAUGAGGGGGGAUGAUAUGGGGAGCAGUGCAGAAGACUCUGGAAAGCGGGUGAAGAAAGCGAGAGUCGAGGUGAAUUCCGUUAGGGGCCAUAUCCGGGUGGAUCUGGUCAAGAUUGACAAAGGCAGGACCGCCUCUGUUGAGAUAUCCAGCAGGGCUGGGAACCUAUUCAUUCAAAUUCCUGAGAACUUUCGAGGUCCGAUACACUGUUCGACCUCGGCUGCCCAACCGACCAUCUUGCUUCCGUCGAUGCGACAACGGGCAAAGAUCUUGUCGACACACAGAGGGGAAACCACUUGCUACCUCGGUACCCCGCCGGCCAAGACGAGAAACAUACCGCCCUUGCUUCCACCACGGCGAUUCUCCAAUCGAUUACGCGAAAGGCCCAGUGGAUCGUCCUUGACGCAACUGCCCGAGAGCCCGCAGAACAACCAGAACCAAAACCAGAUGUACGACUCCCCGCCACCGAUGGACGUCGAUGGUUUCAGGAUGCCAUCACCGUCCCAGAUGGCUCAUUCUGCCAGUUCGACUUUCAUACCCACGUCAGGCCCAGGGGGAAACGUCCCCAAUCCGCCUCAGCGUAGCGCUGGGUCAUUCAAUGCGCCCCUAGUGAACGGGGACGAAACUCCUGAAUCGUCACUAUACCUCUCCUCCUAUAUGGGAGCGAUCACCCUCGGCAUAUACGGACUCGAACCGGAGCAUACAUUCAAGGGGGCGACCACUCUGAGCGGGUUGGUACAAAAUCUAGGAGAUAUCAAGGGAGAGAUGAAGAGAAAGGUCAGAGAAAAGGUUGGGCAAAAGGUCGGACUCUAAGGCAGGGUCGGAUGGCCGGGUUAUUCGAGUAAUAGAUAUACACAUAUAUAAUCGAAAGCAGCAUCACUUCAAUUCGACCUUGACGACACGCAGUAUACACGAAUUGUCGCUCUUUGUCUUGAUGAUGAGACAUUCAUGACAUGAUCACGAAGAGACGACCAGGACUGCCGUAUACUGUUUGUAAGGAAUCAUUGUGGCUUGUCUUGUAGGACGGGAUGAGUACGACGUCAAGAGGGAGAACGAGCACGCGGCGGUGGGGGU